This is a messenger RNA of Drosophila grimshawi, 1832 nucleotides long. It is a transcript of the gene resilin, whose product is annotated as pro-resilin. Bases 15 to 1832 code for a protein of 605 amino acids. NCBI's taxonomy places the organism in Eukaryota, Metazoa, Arthropoda, Insecta, Diptera, Drosophilidae. The record is from RefSeq and is a predicted model, not a curated record. Gene Ontology annotation, cellular component: extracellular matrix. The transcript is spliced from 3 exons.
CACACACGUGGAAUAUGUUCAAGUUAUUUGGUUUGAUGCUCUUGCUGACAACGGCGGUGCUGGCACGCCCCGAACCGCCCGUCAACACCUAUCUGCCGCCCACUCCCGGCGACAGCUACGGCGCCCCCGGCCAGGGUCAGGGACAGGCACAGGGCGGCAGACCUUCGAGCAGCUAUGGCGCUCCUGGUCAGGGACAGGGACAGGGCCAACCUGGCUUCGGCGGCAAGCCCUCCGAUUCGUACGGCGCUCCUGCAGCUGGUAAUGGCAACGGAAAUGGAAAUGGUCGUCCCUCGAGCAGUUAUGGCGCACCUGGUCAGAGCCAGGGACAAAACGGUUUUGGUGGACGUCCAUCGAGCAGCUAUGGUGCUCCUGGUCAGGGUGCUGCUGGCAAUGGUAACGGCAAUGGCAAUGGUCGUCCCUCCAGCAGCUACGGUGCUCCAGGUCAGGGUCAGGGACAGGCUGGCAGACCCUCGGAUUCGUAUGGUGCUCCUGCAGGUGGUAAUGGCAAUGGCAACGGAAAUGGACGUCCCUCGAGCAGUUAUGGCGCUCCUGGACAAGGACAAGGCCAGGGCGGCUUCGGUGGUGCUUCAGGCGCAGGCAAUGGCAACGGUAAUGUGCGUCCCUCCAGCAGCUAUGGUGCUCCAGGUCAGGGACAGGGUGGCAGACCAUCCGAUUCGUAUGGCGCUCCUGGUGCAGGCAACGGCAAUGGACGUCCUUCCAGCAGCUACGGUGCUCCUGGUCAGGCUCAAGGCGGUUUCGGUGGCAAACCCUCAGAUUCUUAUGGUGCCCCUGGAGCUGGUGCUCCUGGUCAGGGUCAGGGUACAGGUGGCUUCGGUGGCGGCAAGCCUUCCGAUUCAUAUGGUCCGCCCGCAUCAGGAGCUGGCGCUGGUGGUGGCCCCGGUGGUGCUGGCGGUGCUGGUGGCGACUACAAUAACGAUGAGCCCGCUAAAUACGAAUUUAAUUACCAAGUUGAGGACGCUCCAAGCGGGCUCUCAUUCGGGCAUUCAGAGAUGCGCGACGGUGACUUCACCACCGGCCAGUACAAUGUUCUGUUGCCCGAUGGAAGGAAGCAAAUCGUUGAGUAUGAGGCGGAUCAGCAAGGUUAUCGUCCACAGAUUCGCUACGAAGGCGAUGCCAAUGGUGCUGGCGGUGCUGGCGGUGCUGGCGGCGCUGGCGGUCAGGAUUUGGGUCAGGCUGGCUACUCCAGCGGUCGUCCAGGUGGACAGGAUUUGGGGCAGAAUGGCUACUCCGGUGGUCGUCCCGGCGGACAGGAUUUGGGCCAGAAUGGUUACUCUAGCGGUCGCCCAGGCGGACAGAAUGGAUACUCUGGCGGUCGUCCUGGCGGUCAAGAUGCGGCUCAAGGUGGUUACUCUGGUGGUCGUCCCGGCGGUCAGGAUUUGGGUCAAAAUGGUUACUCUGGUGGCCGUCCAGGUGGACAGGACUUGGGUCAGAAUGGCUACUCUGGUGGUCGUCCAGGUGGACAGGAUUUGGGUCAGAAUGGCUACUCUGGUGGUCGUCCAGGUGGUCAAGAUCUAGGCCCGAACGGUUAUUCCAGCGGACGGCCGGGCGGCAAUGGCAAUGAUAAUGGUAAUGGUGGCUCCGAUGGUGGUCGCGUCAUUAUCAGAGGACGUGUAACUGGCCAGGAUGGCGGUGAUGGACAGGGUUAUUCAGGUGGUCGUCCCAGCGGACAGAAUGGCGGCAAUGGACAGGACAACAUCGAUGGUCGUGGCUAUUCCAGCGGCAGGCCCGGACAAGGACAGGGACAGGGACGCAAUGGCUUCGGACCUGGUGGCCAGAAUGGUGACAACGAUGGCAGCGGUUACAGAUAUUGA